AUGACUACUCUCUCUCCAGAAAACAGCAGCUCUGCCAUGAGGUCAGCCUCUUUCAUCCUGGGGAAGAGGAAACCACCAAUUGACAAGUCAGAAUGGGAUAGCUACUUUGAUGAGAAUGGUCACUUGGCCAAAUCCCGAGAUUUUAUUUGCAUCAAUAUCCUGGAGAGGGGCCUGCAUCCCUUUGUACGAACAGAGGCAUGGAAGUUCCUCACAGGCUACUAUUCAUGGAGGAGUUCCAGCGAUGAACGAUUGAUGGUGGACAGCACCAGGAAGAAAAACUAUGAGGCUUUAUGUGAAAUGUAUGAGAAAAUCCAACCACUCCUGGAAAACUUACAUCGGAAUUUCAUGGAGACACAGAACAACAUCUCCUAUGACAUCCAGAGACUCUAUGAUAGGGAUCCCCUGGGCAAUGUCAUCAUAGAUAAGAAACGUCUGGAGAAGAUUCUGCUCCUGAGUUAUGUGUGCAAUCCAGAGGCUGAAUACCAGCAGGGUUUCCAUGAGAUGGUGAUGCUCUUCCAGCUGAUGGUGGAGAAUGACCAUGAGACCUUCUGGCUUUUCCAGUUCUUUCUGCAGAAGACGAGAAUUUAUGAUGACAUUUGUAACCUUGGCUUUAACCACAGGGACCUUGCUCAUAUGGACACUCGAAGCUGA
Messenger RNA from Gracilinanus agilis (Agile Gracile Mouse Opossum), 651 nucleotides. RefSeq names its product TBC1 domain family member 21 (gene TBC1D21). The record is from RefSeq and is a predicted model, not a curated record. The transcript has 7 exons. Gene Ontology annotation, biological process: activation of GTPase activity. Lineage: Eukaryota; Metazoa; Chordata; Mammalia; Didelphimorphia; Didelphidae. Bases 1 to 651 code for a protein of 216 amino acids. Gene Ontology annotation, molecular function: GTPase activator activity.